Molecule: messenger RNA, 1466 nt
Organism: Trichosurus vulpecula (common brushtail)
Lineage: Eukaryota; Metazoa; Chordata; Mammalia; Diprotodontia; Phalangeridae
Gene: IFT22
Product: intraflagellar transport 22
Exons: 5
Coding region: 143-700 (185 amino acids)
Biological process (GO): intracellular protein transport
Cellular component (GO): endomembrane system
Molecular function (GO): GTPase activity
Source: RefSeq, a predicted model, not a curated record
GGAGGGGAUAGCAAAUCAGCUAGGACCUUCUCGGCCACGCCCCUCCGCUCCCGCGGAUCCCGGAGUCCUGGCAACGGCGGCGCCUGCGGGCUGGGGCCCAGGCCGGGCCGGGGGAGAUGCCUUGCCCAACAGGGCCGGCGCCAUGCUCAAGGCCAAGAUCCUGUUCGUGGGGCCUUGUGAGAGCGGAAAGACGGUCCUGGCCAACUUCCUGACAGAGUCCUCGGACAUCACAGAGUACAACCCAACCCAGGGUGUGAGGAUCCUGGAGUUUGAGAACCCCCAAGUGACCAGCAACACCAAAGGAACGGGCUGUGAGUUUGAGCUGUGGGAUUGUGGAGGAGACACCAAGUUUGAAUCAUGCUGGCCCGCCCUCAUGAAGGACUCCCAUGGAGUGGUGAUCAUCUUCAAUGCUGAUAUCCCCAGCCACCUGAAGGAGAUUGAAAUGUGGCAUUCUUGCUUUGUGCAGCAGCAGCUGUUACAAGACAAUCAGUGUCUCUUAAUUGCACACCAUAAACCAGGCUCUGGAGGGGACAAGGGCAACUUGUCUUUGGCUGCACCUCUGAACAAACUGAAACUGGUUCACUCCAACCUGGAGGAGGAACCUGAGGAGAUCCGGAUGGAAUUCAUCAAGUACCUGAAAAGUAUAGUCAGCUCGGUGUCUGAGAGCAGGGAUCGGGAGGAGAUGUCAAUCAUCACCUAACUUGACAGCCAUUCAUUAUUCACACGAGAGUCUUUUUACAGCUUUGAACUACUCGUCUUCAUCUUGGACACUUGUGAAAUCACCCUCUGGCCCAGAUCAAGUCUGAAAUCUCUUUUGAGGGCACCGAUCUUUUUUUUUUUUUUUUUUUUUGGUGAUCAAACGAGAUCUGCCAAGAGGUGCCAUUGAUUCUCUGGGUACCGACUGUGCUUUUUGGUUUCAAGAACCCGGUUGGUGAAUUUGUCUGCUUCUGAUAUUGUCAGAAACCUGUAAAAGCAGGCUCAGUUUUGUUUGUUUAGUUUUGUUUCUUCUGAAAAUGUUACUGGUAUUGCAUAGGGAUCAAUCUGUCCCUCCAGACAGUUAUUGUUGGUAUAUAAUAAUCAAAUGUGUUGUCUUCUCAGUAAUAAGUGUAAUGGAAUGUUUAUUUUUAUAUGGAAUUCCAUAAUGUUAGGAAAACUAUGCUAAAUUGAUUGGGGGCUUAAAGGCCAGUUUAUAUAAAUAGACUUUCAUAAACAUCUGGGCAUUUUCAUCCAUAUCAAAUUUGUGCGGAUGUUAUGUUUUCAUAUCACCUCAUUUGUAAAAAAUGCUAAAGGAUUAAUAUUAAAAGGUUAUAAAGGCAUGUGGCUUUCAAUUCAUUGAAUAAGCAAAUUUAUUUUCAUGUUUUUAAAUGGAUUUUCAUUUUUCUCUACAGCCUUCAUAAUCAUUUUAAAUUUUGUCAUAUGUUACCCAUCAGAAAUAAACUUUCAAUACCUACAGCUUGAAACUAUAA